UUGGCUUCUUUCCGCAAGCGGGAAUAGGGCGCCCUUUAUUCUGUGGGAAAGCAGUGGCUAUUGCGUGAUCGUUCGGUGUUUAUCAUCACCUUAGCGUGCACCGAAAGCAAGCGAUGACCGAGAAUUCCGCUAUAAAGCGGCGUAAAGUGUACUUAGACAAGGAUGGCUACUUCGACGUGCCGACCGCUACUUGGUAUAGGCAUGAAAAGGCGCACACCGUCGCCGUCGCAUCGGCAACCUCACGGGCACCAUCUACGAGCGUCGGUAUCAGUGUGCAGUCGGGAAGCGCGACAGACGCUUCGCCUAACACAUCGCCAUGUGGGUCAAAUGACGGAUACAACAACGCAGUUUCUUCGGACCACGACGGCAGCGACAACUUCAUAUUCGACACUGAUGACGAACCCGACGAGAGGAACAGCUCAAGUGCAAGUGGCACUUCCGAAAAUUGGGACAGCUCUGACGGUAACGACGAAUACGUUACUAACAAAUCCUUUGAUGAUGACACGUUGCCGUCCUGGUUUGCGCAGUACGGCGGCGAAAGAUUGCCGCACUCAAAUGUAACAAAGGCGGCCGCAAUAGCAGCAGUAAUGUCGUUUGCGGUGUCUCAUGGUUUGACGUGGACAGCACUGGGCGACCUAGCGAAGCUGAUAAACUUUCUUGUUGGCACAGAUGCCUUGCCUCCGAGCAAAUUCACUUUUCGGAAGCUCUGGGCGGGAGACAUGCGGGAUAUUGUGCAGCAUCACUUUUAUUGUGAACCAUGCAAACGCGUCAUGACAACGCAUGGCAAUUCUGCUGAGUGCAGCAGCUGUCACAGUGUCAGAACAACCCAGUCAUUAAAAAAUGAAGGUUGCUUCUUCUUCAUUCUUAACCUGGCAACGCAACUCAGGCUUAUGAUUCAACGGACCAAAGAGGAACUACAUGAAAGCCUUGAAGCACUUCAGCACCCGUCAUCUACCGUUACUGAUAUUACCAGGGGUCAGUGCUACAGCAGGCUGAGGGAAGAACAGAACCUUCGCCCUGAUGACUUGACAUUGACAAUAAAUACUGAUGGGAGCCCUGUAUGGAAAUCUUCGAAGACGUCAGUGUGGCCCCUGCAAUUUAUUGUUAAUGAACUGCCACCGCAUUUGCGAUUUAAACACCCGGUUCUUGCAGGGCUCUGGUUUGGUAAAAAGCAUCCAGAGAUGCAACUGUUCCUUGAGGGGUUCGUGAAUGAAGUAAACUGCACAGGGGCAGUGAAGUGGGCUCACAAAGGAGACGUUCAUGUGUCAAAGCCUCAUGUAUUGUGUGUCUCCGUUGAUGCACCUGCGAGGGCAUGUGUGCAGAACAUGGUGACCUUCAAUGGAUAUUUUGGUUGCACAUGGUGCCUGAUUCCAGGAGAGCACCGAGAAGGGAGCAUGCGGUACACAACGGUGUCUUCUGUGGAACAAAGAACUUCAGACCGUGUCAAGAGUGAGAUGCAUCUGGCAAGCAGGUUUAGAGACACCAUCAAUGGCUUAAAGGGGCCGUCAGCCUUGAUGAACUUGAAAGGUCUGGACCUUGUGAAUGGCUACAGCGUUGAGUACAUGCACUGUGUCCUACAAGGUGUUGCAAAGCAGCUGACAGAAACCAUCCUGUCAAGUUCAAAUUCUGAUGAGCGGUUCUAUUCAGGUGCACCAUCAGCCCUUUCCAAAAUAGAUGCACGGCUGUUGUCCAUCAAGCCACCUCACUGCAUUACAAGGCUACCACGGUCUGUUCAAGAAAGAAGCCAUUGGAAGGCAUCUGAAUGGAGAAAUUGGCUCCUUUUCUAUGCUCUGCCUUGCCUUAAUGACAUUCUGCAUCAUGAGUACUGGAGGCACCUUUCCAAGCUUUGUGGGGGUAUAUAUAUCCUCCUUCAAGAGGAACUCACCAUUCUUGAAAUUGACAAAGCUGAGUCUCUUCUCAAGAACUUUGUGUCAAGGUGUGAAGCAUUAUAUGGUGUGGCAUUCAUGACAUAUAAUGUCCACGCACUCCUCCACCUUGGAAACUGUGCCCGUUCCCUUGGGCCCCUUUGGGCACAUUCUGCCUUCGUGUUUGAAGGGGGAAAUGGCACCAUUGUGCGGCAGAUUUCCGCAGCAAAGGGCCUUCCGGACCAAAUUGUAGAACGAGUCGUCAUGUCUCAGCAGCUGCAGCGUCUACUUGGAAGUCCACUUCUAGCUUCUGAAGAAAAAAGGUUGUGCAAUGGCUUUCUUGGAUAUUCACCUGUGAAAAACUUUUUGUGUGUAGAUGGCUUAUCACUGUUGGGCACAGGUAAGAAGACAGUGCUCAGUGCUGAAGAGCAGGAUGCACUGUAUAGUCGGUGUGGAGUGGCUGUGUCCGAUGCUGUGGAAUAUGAGCGAUUUGUGCAAAAGAAGCAAGUUUUCCACAGCACUGGAUUCAGAAGACCUUCAAAAUCUGAUACGACCUUUGUGCGGACAUAUGCUGGGUGCUAUGCACGAAUUGAGAAAAUACUUGUGCUUCAGGAGACAGGCUGCUGCUAUGUUAUCUGCAGACCAGUAAUUAUAGCAGAUGUUCGUGCCAUUCCUCCUCACAUAAAGGAGUGUUUCCUUUCGUGUGACGGAACGCGCGACGUGAUCUUGCCUGAUGAAAUUGUUGACAGUUGUUUGUGUAUAGAUUUUGUGCAAGAAGAUAAGAUGUUCAUUUGUGACCUGCCGAACAAGAUUGAAAGGGAUUGAAGAGACACUAAAGAGAAAAAUGAGUUUAGCUGUAUUAGUAAUUCACCGUUUCUCAUUACCAAAAACAAAGUGUCUAAAGCUACUGUGGAAUGGAAGAUCCAUAAGGAAAACACUCUACAGCAACUGCAUUCCACGAAUCUCCUUGCUGCUUUCAGAAUACUAGGGUUCAAACAUGUAGCGAGCUGCUUAUCACACAUGUAUACCAACCCGUCAUCACACAAGUGAAGUGGUAUCCUGCACAAACAAGAGGGAUGAGUAUGUGCUGCAGCACACUUCAACGCCAAUCGGUGCUAGCACAGCAGAAGGCUUGCUGUUGUAACGAAAGAGCCAUUUACAAGUGAUCUGGGUGUUGAAUACAAUACAAAUAAGUUAGAAGAGAAUGUUUGUAAAGCGCACAAGAAUGUGCCUUCGAAAUACUGAAAUCAACAAAAAUAAUGCAGCAGAGGCCUGAACAGUUUCCAGGUAAUGGUUAAUAUCUCAACUGAGGAUACAGCUUAUGAAACUUCAGUAGUAUCUGUAAAUUCCACACUGUAGUUUAGCAUUCGAUUUUACUGCCACACCUAAUUUUUGUAGUUGAUACUUUUUUCUCUUCAUAUUUUGGGUUCCGUUUUCGUUGCAAGGGUUCCCAAAUUUAUUCCACAGGACCGAGAGGUUCCUUGAAUGACACAUUGGAGUUCGGCGAGCUGUCUAAAUAAAUCUGCCCCAUGUUCCUUUCAGUGUAUUUUCACAUUAGAGCUUGAAUUAAAAAAUUAAAAGCAUCACAACCCCACUUCGGUAGCCUUCAUGAAUAAGAUCAUUGUGACAGUGGCAAGGGUCACUCGUGCUUGUUUGUGAACGAAAACUUAAGGCGGCUUGAAAAGCGGUCAGCAGAGCUAACUGUUAGGAGAACAGGUGUGCUUCUCUGCUUUCAUUACUAAUGAUUCUGUUAAUUUGAGGGUUGCAGUUUAAACGUUGUAGUUGUGAAAUUACGCUAAUGAACAUAUUUUUACUAAUCACUUAAGUGGACCACUAAUGCAGUGUAAUUGCAUAAUUGCACUAUUUGCGAUAAGCAUGUCAUAGUAUCGUGUUGAGGGCCACCAAGUGGAAUGCAGGUAUUUGGCUUUAAAAGUGCCCAUCAACACUACAGAAGAUGUUGAAGUUGCUGGAAUGAUAAGCAUGUCAGUCUCUGUAGGCUGUGCCAAAACAAGCAUGCUGCACUGUAAGCCACGGGAUAAGUGCUGAGGCAAGAGAAAAACUGAUUCAGCUGUUCAGCAUGAUUAUGCUUGAUGUAUCUUAAAGGUAAACAAGACAAAGUAAAUGAUAAAUGUCAAGACGUGCUUCCAUAAUAACAGUGCCUUAUUUGUCUAACGUGCUUGUAAUGAAAUUAGUUGGGGGGUGAAGGACGUACAUUUAGUCUCAUCUUACGAACAAAGUCACUCGUACUAUGAGAAGAUGCUGUGUAUUCCUGAAAAGAUGUGAAGUGGCAAUGCUGUCUUGAAAUUGUUGCACUAGCUUGGCAUGAUGUUAUAGAUUUUGAUGCCAUUUGCUCACGCUUAAUGAAAUCCUUACGAGUAAAAAUGAACGCAUUGUGUUCCAAAAGAGCCAAUGACUGAGUUCAGGAAAUUUUAACUCCUGCCUAAUUACAAUGGCCUAAAUGCGAAAAAAUGCUUUGCGAUCUGUGAGGUCACACUGACUGGUUUCGGUGUGAAAUAAAAAAAAAAUUGAUCAUGAUUUUAUCUUCUAAUAAUCACCCCAGCUGUUGCCGCAAAAUCAAUGAAACUAAUUUUUAAAGAUACUUUUUAUUGUAAGCUGAUUCAAUACAUCUCUUUAGUGUCUUUUUGAUGUUGCAAGGUAGGCUCUGCACUUGCAAUGCAACUCAUGUAGAACACCCUUUUUUGGGAAACAUUUUUCUUAUUGGUACCCAGCAUUUAAUGUUUGUCAUAUUUAGCUUUCAACUUCUUGCCCACAUUUUUUCGAAAUGGAGAUAGUUCUGUUAGAACCGUGUGUUUUGUUUGGUCAUUUUAUGGCAUCUUUAAAAACCUACAUUUUCAUUUUCUGUUGUGGGGUGUAAGUAUGCUUCUAAUAGGAGAGAGUACGUGUGUGUGUGGAUAAAGCCAAGUAGAGGGACAGCCUAUUUCCUCAUCAAAGGAUUGGAAUAUUUUCACACCCCUGCUUGAUCUACCAUGCAUGUCUGGUACUUUUCUUUUUGAGCAAAGGGUGCUAUCACUUGUAUUUUGUUAGUGUUGUAAAAUCAUGUUCUCUGUGCUGUAUGCAGUGCUGUGUCAAUUGCACCAGUCUACGUGUCAUGAAAGUUGCUACAUUCGUAUACAAAUGAGAUGACUUAUGCCAAAGCUAUGCCAAAGAGCGGUGAACAAUGCAUGUGACAUGAGCAUAUGCAAAGGAUGCUGUACUUGUAUGCCUUUCUCCACUCAGAUGGUAGUGCUGCAACUGGCAUAUGUAUAUAACUACACUUACGUACACUGAUUGAUGUUCUGUCAUUUUGGUGAUAAUGGAUAUUGUUGGCUACAGCUGCUGUAGAAUUUAUGCUUUGUCACUGCAGUCAUCGAUUGAUCUUUUCAAUGCCAGUUUUGUUAGACUUGCUUGAUAAUUUGGUAAUCUAAGCAGUGCUUCAUAGAGCCACACCCCAGCCACUCCUUAUGCUUAUCCAUAAAGCCAUAUAUGCAUGGUGUGACAAAUUUCGAAAGCCAUAUAAAAAUUUUGCUAGACAUUUAUAACAUCUCCACACAUCACGUCGUAAAACUUGUAGUUGCAAACUAAUUGAAGUCUUCAUUUUAAGGUUAUCAUCCUCGCCCUUGCCAUUGGCAAGUGAUUUUUGACUUCCGCAUGCAAUUCAUUGCUUCAAGACGUGUUCACUCACUGUCAAACUAAUUUUCAACCACAGUUUCUGUGCAAUAUAAUGCAUGUUAGGCCUACCAAUAUGGCUUGAAUGACUGGAUGGCAUGGUGGCAGGUGACAAGGCGCCAUUGGAAGGUUGCUGCUAUUUUUACUUUGCGGCCAUGAAUGGCAGUCAAGCCCGAGAUUGUGUUUACUGAUGGCUGAUUGCCUAUUGAGGGCCAACCUCCUCAUUGCUAUCAAGUUUGCCUGUAAAUGAGUUUGUUUUCUCACGUUAUGCUUCCUGUAUUUCUGAGCAUCAAGUUAGGUGUGCGUACACCCUUGUCCUACUGCAGCAUCUGUUUGGUAGUAUUUUACCUCUGUCCUUUGGCUCCUAUGCUAUCACAAAAGGAACAUACCUUUGUUCAGUAAGACCCCAAUUUGUAAAGUAGUAUUUGUACAUUUUAGCCAUUUUGUAUCUUGCUUCCUAUACUUAAUAACAUUGCACAUUCUUGUGGUAUAUCAUGACCACCUGCUAUAACAUGACAGCAGAGUAUUGGUAGACUAACUAGUUUUUUUUUUGUAAUAUCUUUUUGCACUAGGGAAUUGCUAUUGAAAUAGCAGUGUGAAAAUAUUUGAAUGUUAGAAUUCAAAUCAGAAUAGUUCCAGCCAUUUCUGUUUUUUUUUUCUACACUUCUUUACUACACCGGCUCUUUCUUUAGGAGUAAAAAAUAUAGAUUGUCCAAAGGGCGUGCUAGAGGGGAACUGGGUGAAGCUGACCAUGCUGUUUGUGUGGAGGUUGGAGGUUGCUUCAUGUUCUACUUUGCACCAAGAAAAAUAUGUUUAGUGAACCUAAGCACCAACUUCCCGAAGUGCAAGUUCUGAAGUGUUUUCCAGUGCCCUUAUUUUCAUAAGCCACACUAGCUACUUUUCAAUUGGGGUGAUGCACCACUGGGGAGAGGGCAUUCGGUGUGCCCAGAAAACUGGUGAUAAUAAAUUAAAUUAUGGGGUUUUACGUGACAAAACCACUUCUGAUUAUGAGGCACGCCGUAGUGGAUGGCUCCGGAAAUUUCAACCACCUGGGGUUCUUUAACGUGCACCUAAAUCUAAGUACACGGGUGUUUUCGCAUUUCGCCCCCAUCGAAAUGCGGCCGCCAUGGCCGGGAUUCGAUCCCGCGACCUCGUGCUCAGCAGCCCAACACCAUAGCCACUGAGCAACCACGGCGGGUAAAAAAAAAAAAAACUGGUGAUAAUGUCAGCAUCAUCUGAAGCAGGUGAAUUGUUACAGUGGCUUCCUAGAGUGGAGUCUUUGGGCACUGAGUGUCCAGGAUGCACCCUCUUGGCCACAUAGAUAUAACCAAUUACCCAUAGCUUGAUGGUUGAUGUCAGUAACAGUAUCUAGCUGUGUGAUCUGGUGUGCCACCUUAGCAGAUGCAGAGGGCAAACUUCCGAAAUGCUGAUGAAACUGUUGAGCCACAUCCAUCCGUUGAGAGUAAAAAACUUCUCUAUAGGAGUCAUAGGCAGUAACUGGCCUCUGUGAAUGAGGGUUGCGUGGGUACUGAUCAAAACGUCGAUCAAUAAGGUCAUUGUAGGAUUGUUGGGCUAGAUCAUAAUGCAGACUGUCUCUGUAGCUGCUAAAGUAGACAGUGAACAUUGUUAAACUGCGUGAACAAACGGACCACAUAGACAGCAUGGGACAAGGACGGGCUCAGACUUGCAACUAAUGUUUAUUCCACAAAGACCACAUAUAAGUACACCCCCAACAUACACCACUGCGCAUACGCGAAAAAAUAAAAAAUAAAAGAAAAACCUUGUAUAUGCAAAACGCGACCUACCUUCGCUCGCCAAUAAACCUCAUCUCACUGUUGUGUAAAUAAACUGAGGUGUCACUGACACAGUCUUGUCCCUUCUUUCUAAUAUGGUACGCCUCGAGUAGCUCUCUGGCUCGGCUAUCUCGGCAGCGGCACAAAAUCUUUACUUCCUUCAUGAUCGGCUUUCACGUGCACGCCAAGCAGUGGACUGGCAGGUGCCCAUUCAUUUUAUUUGUAAUUGAGAAUUCAUGCUCACGCAAGCGCACAUUCACGCACCUUCCUAUUUGGCCUAUGUAAACUUUACCACAUGAUAGAGGUAUCUGAUAAACUACUCCAACACUGCAAUAUACGUGGAAAAUGGAGUGUUUUGUUCCGCACCCUUGGAAGCUAUCUUUACUUCUUCCUAUGUGCGAGCAUAGCCCAGUGAGCUUGCCGGGAGCCGAGAACGCUAUCUCAACUCCAUACCGUUUGACAACCUUUUUUAAGUUGUGGGAACUCUUGUGAACAUAAGGCACAACUUUACGUUUCUUAUUUUUGCACUCCCUUCUGUCUUCAGUAAUAUUGCCUUCCAUCUUUAUCUUCUUAAGCACUGCCUCCACUACUGCUGAAAUGACUGAUUGCGGGAAACCUGCUUCUUCCAACCUUACAAUCUGCCUGUCAAAGCUUUCCUGUAUUUUGUGUGUGCAGGACUUUCCUGAGGCUGAUAUGAUACACUGGGUGGCUAUUGCCCGCUUUACCGUUUUUGAAUGAGCCGUAUCGUAGGGCAACAAUUUCUUUUGGGAUCUUGGGUUAUAUUUCCAGCACACAUGGUCGUCACAGAAGCUUGUAGCGCUGUCUAAGAACUGAAUAUUAUUAUCCUUUGUUAGAUCAUGGGUGAAAGUCAAACCCUUGCCAAGGCGCAGAAAGAUGUGUAGUACACCUGCGAUGGCGUUGUCAUACGUGGAACUGGCUUGCUUUUUUAAAUGUACAAGAAAAUCGUCAACAUAAUGAAACACGGUAACAACCUGGUCACGAUCAAUCCCUUCGUUUACCGCUCUGUCAAAUUCUGAUAAGUAAACAUUGCACAAGAUUGCGCCUGUCCUUGUCCCAUGCUGUCUCUGUGGUCCGUUUGUUCACGCAGUUUAACAAUGUUCGCUAAUAUGUACCAACUCGCCCAACAACAAGUUCUAAACUAUAAAGUAGACAGUGUCUACUGGGUGCUGUCAAGGAGUCAAAGUGGGUGCAUAAACAAUGUCUCAAAGCAUUGGAGAUGUAAUAUUGUAGUGUAUAACAUGCCUGUGCUAUUGACCAGGGACAUGGGAGGUAUUCUCCAUUUCGGUGGGGAAAAAAAUGCAAAAACACCCAUGUACUUGGAUGUAGGUGCACGUUAAAUAGCCCCGGUCCUCUUUCAUUGCCAUUAAUUUAUCAUUUCUGUAAUACAAUUAGUAAAUAGAAGUAAUUUCUACUACGUUGUCCUUGGUGUCUUUGUUUGUUGGCUUCUCAUGGUAUGAUUAACAAAAAUCGGGCACCUCCACUAACCCCCUUUCUUCUCAUCACUAAGGUUGUGUAGUUCUAGAGCCUUGGCUAUCAAGUUUCCAAGUUGCCCUUUGAGUAGGCAGUUCACCUCCCAUAAGAGCAGUUUUGCAAAAUUGCUGCCCUUUGGAAUGAGGUUGACAGCAGAUUACUUCAUUCGAUGCAUAGGACAAAUAAUUGAUGACCUACGUAUAUUGCUGUAUUGGGAAUGGUAAUGUCAUGCAGUGUGUAGGGCAGACAACUUGCAGUCUGAUACAGUUACGGAGUUUGGCGCACGAACAGACGGGAAUGCAGUCAAAGGUGAUGGCAUCGCACAGGAUGAUAUGAGAUUUUGAUACGAGAAAAUUAGUGGCCAUUGGGUAGGUUUGUUUCGCACAUGAAACUAGUUAGAUGUGGGAGAGGAGAGACCGCUUUGUGCUGUAGUUGACUCAGUCAAAUCAAAAGUGGUGGAAACAUGUCAACAAAGAUGCAGAGACUUAUUGGUGCUUUGUUCGAAAAUACAUUGUGAUUUCAGUGAAAAUAGAAAGCACAGCCAGAAGUGCUCCAUAUUAAAAUUCAUAUUUUACAUUGCUUGCACAUUACUUGUCUUUAUGGUGUAAUGGUUGGGUCAUUUGGUUACAUACAUGUCUGUAUGAAUCAAAAGAAUAUAUUUUUGUGUAGUCUGCAUAGGGAACCUGCACACAAUUGUUUUGUGCUAAUACUUGGGUGUGCAUAAACACCAGUGGCAAUGCUCUAUCAAGUGACCUACCCCAUUAACAUAUGUGCUGCUGUGUGUUGCUUGUACAAUCCUAAGUAAAGCAUCUCACCUCCACAACACACUAGCAGUGGCCUGCUUGCGAUAGGGUAUGUCUAGCAUUUUUAAUAAGAAGCAAAAAGUAAUAGCAAAAAAAGAAAUUCAUCCUACAGCACGGAAAAAAUUAAAAGUAAUUCAUAUACCUUAAAAGUGUCCCUCACAGGCACCAGUUAUUAAACUUUGUACUGCAAAAACUACGCAUUGUAACUUAAAGAUAUCUCCGUUCGUCUUACAAUUAAAUGGCAUACGCUUUCACGAAAUAUUACAGGAUGUACACAUUUAAGCUCACUCUAAAAGGCUUAUUUAGCAUUACAUGUUCUGUCAUAAAGUCUGGUUCCAUAUUUAGUGUAGUGCGCAAAACAAUGGGGUGGAUUUGCUUUUUCACCUUCGUUAAAAUUUUCUUUUCUCUGGUGAGUCGCAUUUCUUGUGAUUACAACAAUUCGCUACAUCUACAUUGCAAUGUAUAGUAUUCAGUGGAAACACUAUAUAUAGCUAAUAUCAAACAAUGCCUUCAUUAGAAAUAAAGCCUAAGUUGCUUUUGUCUUCUAUAAUGUACAUUAUAUAGCUUGUUGAUCAACAGUUACAUUCAUAUACACAAGAAAAGCUGCUGCAACAUCCAGGCCAUCCUUCAUUGCAACCAAAAAGAGCAAAACUAUUUGAUUUAAAAUGCUGCAUACCUUAAUUUCUAUCGUUACUGUAUAAAAUAAAAGCAAUAAGAAAAUGUUCGACAGUUAUGUCCGAAGGUAAACAUCCUUACUGAUGCUUUGUUGUUGACAUCUGCAUGCUAAGUUUCCUGAAACUCCACAGAUUUAGAGGCUGGGACAGCGCAUAAAAAAAGAAACAUUGUUAACAACCUAAUUUAUGCAAUAUUUGCUGAUUGUUAUAGUCUGCAGAACUAUUUUGCAACAGUGCACUGUUACAAUAGUGCUGUGCCUGGAAGAACAUUAUCCUUCAGUUAUAUUAGAAUCGAGUUGGGCAUUUUUGUUAAAGUGUCAGUAUUAUGUGCUCUCAUAAUGUGCUACAUGCAUCAUUGUCAUUUGUACCUAUUACUCACCAAAUUAUAUCAGAAUAAAAUUUGUUUGAUAUGAGGA
Molecule: messenger RNA, 10708 nt
Organism: Dermacentor albipictus
Lineage: Eukaryota; Metazoa; Arthropoda; Arachnida; Ixodida; Ixodidae
Source: RefSeq, a predicted model, not a curated record